GAGAGAGAGUGUGUGUGUUGGUGUGUGUUACUGACUUAAACCGUCGCGUGCCGAGACUUCUUCUUCGUUCUUUCUCUCUCUGUGCGCGUGCUCUCUCUCGGUGUGUCCGAAGGACCGAAUUCCACAUGGAUCUGUUGUAAAAGUGUCCCGAGUUUGGAAGAUGGCGGAUAAAGGCUCACUCCUGACCUCGGUCAUUAUUUUCUACCUGUCCAUCGGAGCGACCGUCUUUCAUCUGCUGGAGGAACCGAACUGGAGAAAUGCGGUCCAGAAAUACCAAGAGGACAAAGCCCGGAUCCUCCAAACACACCCGUGUCUGACCAAAGACGAGCUGGACACCAUCAUCGAGGUGGUGGCCACAGCAGCAGGUCAGGGGGUCACUAUCACUGGAGAGAAACCCUACAACCCGUGGAUAUGGCAGAACGCCGUCAUCUUCGCCGCCACUAUCAUCACCACCAUCGGUUAUGGCCAGGUUGCUCCGAAGACAACAGGUGGGCGUGUCUUCUGCAUUGUGUUUGGUUUAUGUGGAAUUCCACUGUGUCUCACGUGGAUCAGUGAACUUGGAACAUUUUUUGGCAGCAGAACCAAACGUCUGAGUCAGACUCUACUGCACCGAAGAUUCAGUGUGAAAACGGUACAGUUUAUCUGCACUACGUUGUUCCUGUUAUGGGGUUUGCUCUUCCACCUGAUCAUCCCUCCGCUCAUCUUCAUGUGUAUGGAGGAGUGGACGUAUCUGGAGGGGCUUUACUUCUGCUUUAUCACGCUCACCACCGUGGGCUUUGGAGACUAUGUAGCAGGUGUGAACACAGGGCUGAAGUACAAGGCUCCGUACCGGUUCUGUGUGGAGUUAUGGAUCUACAUGGGCCUGGCAUGGCUAUCACUGUUCUUCAGCUGGAAUGUCAACAUGGUGGUGGAGGCCCACAAAGUCCUGAAGAAACGCAGACAGAUGCACAGGCACAAACUUUCUCCUGAGCAGCUGGAGCAGAUGCACAAAGCACCACUGCCUCAUGCACCCAGCAUCGUGGACAUCUUCAAGUUCAUGUCAGAGAAAGGUGAGGACUACAGCGAUGUAAUCCGAGCCAUUGGCACAGCCGAGAAGAAGAAGAAGCAGCAGGAGGAGGAGCUCACACGCUCCAAGAGCUGCAGUGAACUUAAAAAAUUGUUGGUCCCGCUGGAACAGUCGCCACGCCAAAAACGCAGAUUCAGCAUCGGAGACAAUGUCUACAUGGUCAUCUCCAGAGCCAGAGGUUCCACUGGAGAUCUGGCAGAGAGCAGACUCCUUCAGGAGGAACUGAGUAAAGAUCCGGACCUAGGAAAGAAGAAAGGUUCAGAAAAGGAAGCUGUAAAGAGAUCAGCAAGUUUAGAGUUGGACUCAAGAAACGUCUACCAGAGAUCCAUUCAGAUUCCCAGCUUCAGGUUUAGCUUCGACAGCGAUGACUCAGGUAACCAGGAAGGAACCUCGAGGUUCUCUGUGACCAGAGUGAAUGAGGACUUAUUGGAGAAAGGAGAAGGCCCGGGUUGAGGAGCACAGAUCUUCUUCAGGAUCCUUCACCGCUUACAGCGCACAGUUAGGUGACUUCAUUAUGAACGUUUAUUUAAGUGGAGAACCUGACAAGAACCUGGUGAAAACACCAUUUAGAGCACAGCUCUAAAGAACAAUGUUAUUAGUUAGAUAAUCUGUGACCGGUUGUUUUAAAACUGCUGUAUGUGUGUGUGUGUGUGUUUCCUGCUUGACUUGUAUGAGAUGAAUGACAAACUGUAAAUAAAUGCAUUUUUAUACGGGCUUUAAAAUAAAAUCUGAGAUGUUCAG
This is a messenger RNA of Hemibagrus wyckioides, 1807 nucleotides long. It is a transcript of the gene kcnk5b, whose product is annotated as potassium channel, subfamily K, member 5b. The coding region runs from base 161 to 1519 and encodes 452 amino acids. The transcript is spliced from 5 exons. Gene Ontology annotation, biological process: stabilization of membrane potential; potassium ion transmembrane transport. Gene Ontology annotation, molecular function: potassium ion leak channel activity. NCBI's taxonomy places the organism in Eukaryota, Metazoa, Chordata, Actinopteri, Siluriformes, Bagridae. The record is from RefSeq and is a predicted model, not a curated record. Gene Ontology annotation, cellular component: membrane.